Molecule: messenger RNA, 392 nt
Organism: Nycticebus coucang (slow loris)
Lineage: Eukaryota; Metazoa; Chordata; Mammalia; Primates; Lorisidae
Product: cytochrome b-c1 complex subunit 8
Exons: 3
Coding region: 39-287 (82 amino acids)
Biological process (GO): mitochondrial electron transport, ubiquinol to cytochrome c
Source: RefSeq, a predicted model, not a curated record
CGGGAGUGGGGUCUCGCUGCUCAGUGGCCGCAGCCACGAUGGGCCGCGAGUUUGGGAACCUGACGCGGAUGCGGCAUGUGAUCACUUACAGCUUGUCACCCUUCGAGCAGCGUGCUUUUCCUCACUACUUCACUAAGGGAAUCCCCAACAUGAUUCGCCGCAUUCAGGCAUCUUUCCUUCGGGUGGCGCCGCCAUUUGUAGUGUUUUAUCUUGUCUACACAUGGGGGACUGAGGAGUUCGAGAAAUCCAAAAGGAAGAAUCCAGCUGUCUAUGAAAAUGACAAAUGAGCAACUCAUUUGGAUGAUGUCUCCCUGUCUCUGAUAUGAGUUCCUUCUCUGGAAGAGGAAUCUGCGUUGUAGUGUCUUGAAGACACAAUAAACUUUCUGUGUGCA